Molecule: messenger RNA, 488 nt
Organism: Myzus persicae (green peach aphid)
Lineage: Eukaryota; Metazoa; Arthropoda; Insecta; Hemiptera; Aphididae
Exons: 2
Coding region: 168-488 (106 amino acids)
Source: RefSeq, a predicted model, not a curated record
UUAUUUCAUCUAAUUAUUUUCUUUUAUAUUUUUUUUUAAAUAUUUAUUAAUUUACAUAGGUUAGAGAACCAUCUGGUGGUGGUAUUAGAAAUAUUCAGUGUCCCAAGUAUGCAAAGCCUUUUGAUUUACUUCAAAAAUCAAAAGAAUUAUUUUUCAGUCAAGAUAAUAUGACAGUUUUUGGUAAUUGGGAAGAGUUAGAUGUUGAAAUGUUUGAUUUUAAAAGAAAACCUAUAGAAGAGGAUACAACAGUCAUAGAAUUAUAUGAAAAAACUGGUCUGCCAAAACUGAGAUAUUACCUAGCUACUCGCAGAAAAAAUGGUAUCCGUUCAUUUAUUCAGAAUACAAAAAAUUAUACGGAAGUUUCUAUGGAACAUGUCAAUCUUUUAACCCCUGAUCCACCUAAAAAUUCAACUCUAGAAUUUUCUAUUGCUAAUGAUUCUAUCAUUAAAGGUGACUUAUUAUUCUUACCUAUAUAUUAUUUAAUUUAA